Lolium rigidum is the source of this 1433-nucleotide messenger RNA. Its product is annotated as serpin-ZX. The transcript has 2 exons. NCBI's taxonomy places the organism in Eukaryota, Viridiplantae, Streptophyta, Magnoliopsida, Poales, Poaceae. Gene Ontology annotation, molecular function: serine-type endopeptidase inhibitor activity. The record is from RefSeq and is a predicted model, not a curated record. Bases 87 to 1292 code for a protein of 401 amino acids.
AAUAGCCACGGAACACCCUCAACUCCUUCAACUUUCACUUCCAGUUCAUCCCCUCUUCUCCAGUCCGGCGAACCACCACCUCCGCCAUGGCGACCACCGACAUCCGCAUCUCCAUCGAGCACCAGACCCGCUUCGCCUUCCGCCUCGCCUCCGCCAUCUCCUCAUCCUCCGACUCAAAGGGCCCUUCCGGCAACACCGCCUUCUCGCCGCUCUCCCUCCACGUCGCGCUCAGCCUCGUCGCCGCCGGCGCUGGCGGCGCCACCCGCGACCAGCUCUCCGCCACGCUCGGGGCCGCAGGUCCAGGGCAGGCUGACGGCCUCCACGCGCUCGCCGAGCAGGUGGUGCAGGUCGUGCUCGCUGACGCCUCCGCCGCCGGCGGACCGCGCGUCGCCUUCGCCAACGGCGUCUUUGUCGACGCGUCGCUCCAGCUCAAGCCUGCCUUCAAGGAUCUCGCUGUGGGCAAGUACAAGGCCGAGACACAGUCCGUCGACUUCCAAACUAAGGCUGCUGAAGUUGCAGGUCAAGUGAACUCGUGGGUUGAGAAAAUCACAACAGGUCUCAUCAAGGAGAUCCUUCCUGCAGGUUCUGUUGACAAUACCACUAGACUGGUUCUUGGGAAUGCCCUUUAUUUUAAAGGAGCUUGGAAUGAGAAGUUUGAUGCAUCUAAGACAAAAGAUGACAAGUUCCACCUUCUUGAUGGGAGCUCAGUUCAAGUACCAUUCAUGACCACCACAAAGAAGCAAUACCUUUUGGCUUCUGACAGCUUGAAGGUACUUAAGCUGCCUUACCAGCAAGGUGGGGACAAGAGGCAAUUCUCCAUGUACAUUCUUCUUCCAGAAGCACAGGAUGGUCUGUCAAACUUGGCCAAUAAGUUGAGCACCGAACCAGAGUUCAUGGAGAAGCAUACCCCAACACAGAAGGUUCCAGUGGGGCAAUUCAAGCUCCCCAAGUUCAAGAUAUCAUUUGGAUUUGAAGCGUCGGAUUUGCUCAAAGGUUUGGGUCUCCAGCUGCCAUUCAGCACAGAAGCAGAUCUUUCGGAGAUGGUUGAUUCGCCGUUGGCAAAGAGCUUGUACGUCUCAUCUGUUUUCCACAAGUCGUUUGUCGAAGUGAACGAAGAAGGAACCGAGGCUGCCGCAGCAACUGCUGCAGUGGUCACACUUCGGUCACUGCCAGUAGAGCCCGUGAAGAUGGAUUUCGUCGCAGAUCAUCCUUUCCUCUUCGUUAUCCGAGAAGACAUGACGGGUGUGGUGCUAUUCAUUGGUCAUGUGGCCAAUCCCCUCGUGUCUUCGUAAUAUUUUUUCGCUCUGAAUAGCAUGUGUGGGCUGCGACCCUGUUUGACACAUGGAAGUUAAGGGUUUCAACGUUUGGUCAUGCUGCCUGUGUAAUAAAACCAAUGUAUGUUCUUGUUUUCAAAUAAUGCCUUGCUUGAUGUA